Molecule: messenger RNA, 438 nt
Organism: Lycium barbarum (goji berry)
Lineage: Eukaryota; Viridiplantae; Streptophyta; Magnoliopsida; Solanales; Solanaceae
Product: secreted RxLR effector protein 78-like
Exons: 1
Coding region: 1-438 (145 amino acids)
Source: RefSeq, a predicted model, not a curated record
AUGGCUAAGGCUUAUGGCAGGGUUUCUUGGCUGUUCUUGCUCAAGGUUUUAAGAAAGUUUGGUUUUUCAGAAGUCUUGAUAGAUAUGAUUUUCAGGCUUGUUAGCAACAAUUGGUAUUCUGUUUCAAUUAAUGGGCAACAACAGGGACUCUUUAAGUCUUCUAGAGGUGUCAACCAAGGGGAUCCUUUAUCUCCUGCUUUAUUCAUUCUAUCUGCAGAGGUAUUGACCAUAAAUCUUAAUACUCUACAUCAAAUUCAUCAAUUUAAAGGUUAUGGUUUGCCUAAAUGGAGUCCUAAGGUGAAUCAUCUAGCUUAUGCUGAUGAUAUGAUCAUUUUUACUUCAGCAGAUGUGUUUUCUUUACAGCUUGUUAUGGAAAUUUUAAAGAAGUAUGAGAAAACAUCAGGGCAGAAGAUCAAUAGGGAGAACAGUGCAGUUUAG